Corticium candelabrum is the source of this 1618-nucleotide messenger RNA. RefSeq names its product ficolin-2-like. The record is from RefSeq and is a predicted model, not a curated record. The coding region runs from base 368 to 1510 and encodes 380 amino acids. NCBI's taxonomy places the organism in Eukaryota, Metazoa, Porifera, Homoscleromorpha, Homosclerophorida, Plakinidae. The transcript has a single exon.
CAGAGAGAAACUAUAUGCUUAAUAUACUGUACUUUGCUUGGGCAACAAGAGAGUUACUUAUCAAGUGUUCAUAAUCAGUUGUAAUGGGAGCCCGUUUAAGAAACGACAACUCGAUCAUUACGUCAUUCUACCUCAAAGUUAUGGCAAUCAGAAAACGGUACAGGAAGCAAAACGUUUGCUAUUUUGUCUAAAUUGCGGGUUUGUCUGCUUACCGGUAGAUAGAGAACGCGGAAGAGCAAUUCAUGACGUCAAUUUGCAACUUGUUUGCAAGCAAAUUCGCGCUUACCGCUUUUCGUUCUGUUGAGUGGGUACCCAGUCUGCGUGGGCUCACAGAUGAUUGGCAAGUAGCGGAGAACACGGUCAAUAGAUGAGUAGCACGAGAAUAGGUAGAGACGCGAUGACUAUAAAAGUGACUCCAGCAGCACAACCGACAUACAGUUGGAGGGUGAUAAUCACAAUGAUACCGAAUCGACUAAUCAUUUUCCUGCUGCCAUUGUCGAUGUUUGUCACACACGUCGCUUCGCGUGGAGUAAAAGGUGACAGCAGUGAAGACAGCGUGACGGUGGCACAAAUCAAUGUGCAAGUUUCUCUUGGAGGAAAUAGUACAUCAAAUGGUUUGAUGUCGAGAAAAAUAGUGCGAAUGAAAGGAGAGAAAGGAGACCGUGGGAAAGCAGGUCCACCUGGAAGACCAGCACCAGAGAACAAAUGCAGCUGCAACUGCUGUUUGCGUCUGGAGGAAAUAGAAGAGAAACUAUCAAAUCUGACUGCAGUGGUCAAUCAGUUGCGGUCACAAAAGGCAGAGAAUGAGACAGAAAGCACAAGCCAGGAAAACAGAAGUUACACAAGUUGUCAAGAGGCUAAACAGUUAGGCAAACUGCUGAGUGGAGUGUACACUUUGGACCUUAAAGAUGGAUUGGACUCGUUUCAAGUGUACUGCGAUAUGUCGACAGACGGUGGUGGCUGGACAGUGUUUCAGAGACGCCAAGACGGUUCUGUUGACUUCUACCGCGGAUGGUCUGACUACAAAAACGGAUUUGGAGACUUGAACGGAGAAUUCUGGUUGGGAUUAGAUAAAAUAUACAGACUGACAAAGCAGGCACAGACUCUUCGCGUAGACCUAAUGGAUUUCAGUGUCCGUCGAGUACAUGCUCAAUACACGGAAUUCCAGAUAAGCAAUGAGUCGAGUAAUUACAGCCUGGUGUACACAUCAUACAGUGGAAAUGCAGGUAAUGCACUGGCUAAACACAAGGGUAUGGGAUUUACCACCAAGGACAGAGACAAUGACGUGAUGACUUCGAGGUGGUUUCCAGUUGUAUACGGUACUUCAAGUCCCAACUGUGCUGUAAACUGGAAAGGAGCUUGGUGGUACUAUAGUUGUCAUAAAUCUAACUUGAAUGGUCUCUACUUGAAAAAUGAAACGUCUACUAACAACCGUGGGAUCGUUUGGUCUACUUGGCAAGACGGUAUUCCUCUCAAAUUUACAGAAAUGAAAUUGCGUGUUAGUUGGUGACAUCUACUGCUACUUCCAAAGCGUUUACGCUGACUCAAUACAUUGAUAUUAGCGAAGAACUCACUCUACUUUAGUCGUAUUGCAACAGCAUCAGAAAAUAUGAGCUAG